Messenger RNA from Lingula anatina, 2829 nucleotides. RefSeq names its product 5'-3' DNA helicase ZGRF1-like. Gene Ontology annotation, biological process: termination of RNA polymerase II transcription. The record is from RefSeq and is a predicted model, not a curated record. Gene Ontology annotation, molecular function: transcription termination site sequence-specific DNA binding; zinc ion binding; helicase activity. Gene Ontology annotation, cellular component: nuclear body. NCBI's taxonomy places the organism in Eukaryota, Metazoa, Brachiopoda, Lingulata, Lingulida, Lingulidae.
AUGGAGAAGCUGGUCAGCCUGGCUCUAAACCCCAGGUUAAGGACAUUAGGAGAUGGUUCCACUGUUGGUGUGUGCUUGAUUCUUAUCAUGGACAACCAAAAGAAGCAAAACAGAAGUUUUCUACUGACAAGGAGAGAAGUGGAAGAAUAUGCUGCAUUCUACAUCAAAAAGUAUGGUCUCAACACUGACCAGGCAGAAGCUCUAAUGAGUGUUUCAAAUCUAUUCACAGGUGGAGGACAUGUGCAUCUUAUCCAUGGUGCCUUUGGUUCGGGUAAAAGUUCCACUGUGGCAGUGAUAAUUGAGUUUUUAGUCCAACUGUUUAAGGAGAGUGAUCGCAGGUCUGUUCAACAAGGAUGGAAGAUCCUCAUCUCUUCUGCUACCAAUGUGGCUGUUGACAGGGUUUUGGAAGGACUGCUGGAACAUGGAUUUAAAGACUUUGUUCGAGUUGGAAGUGCUCCUGAAAUUUCUAAACGAGUGUUGCCAUACAGUGUACGUGCUACUGGUAGAAGGAAGGGAGAGUUAAGGAAGUUGGAACGGAUGUUGAAAAGGGCCAAGAAACCUUCAGAGAAACAAUAUCUCAAGGAGGCCAUACAGAAACAUGGAAUAAACAGAAGGAAAUUACUUUAUGCACGGGUUGUUGGCGCUACCUGUGCCACAUGUGGUGAAUCUUCUUUGAUGAAGGGCAUGAUCUUUCCUGUAUUAAUAUUGGAUGAAGCCAGUCAACUGACAGAGCCAGCCACACUGAUUCCAAUGAAGUUUGGCUGUGAAAAAUUAGUUUUGGUCGGAGAUACAAAACAACUAAACCCCAUAAUUCAAGGAUCAGCAGCCAGCAACGGAAAUGGACUAGAACAGACUAUGUUUGACAGGCUCAUGGCUAUGGGUCAUGAGACAACAAUGCUACAUACACAGUAUAGGUGUCAUCCAAGGAUAAGUGCCAUGGCCAGUACCUUGUUCUAUGGUGGGUUGUUGAAGGAUGGAGUAUCUGAAAAAGACAGGGAACCUUUAAUGAAAUCCUGUCCACCUCUGUGCUUCAUUGAUGUCUCGAAAGGUCAGGAAGCUCGGGACAGACUGGACAGCAUUUAUAACAAGGAGGAGGAGGCCUUUGUUGCAUCUCUUCUUAAGAAGCUGCUGUCUGAGGGCUUGAAGCCAGCACAAAUUGGGGUUAUUACACCUUUCAGGUCUCAGGUUGCUAAAAUUAAGAAGAUUUUGUUGGCUAGCAGUAUUAAUGAGCCCAGUAAAAUCAGUGCUGUCCAGAUUUCCACAGUGGAUGCUUUUCAAGGAGGAGAGAAGGAUGUCAUCAUUCUAUCCUUUGUGAAAACUAACAACACAGCAUUCAUUGAUUGCAAAAAGAGAACCAAUGUUGCCUUGACCAGAGCUAAGCACCAUCUGCUGCUUGUUGGACAAAAGCAGAAUCUGGAAAGAAACCCAAUGUUUAAGGAGGUCAUCUUUUAUUGUGGAAGUGAUGUUGUAAAUGCCUCACAAUUUAUGAGAACAUUUCAACAACAAAAGACAUCAGAGGCAGAGAAAUCUCCAUCACAGAAACAAGGCUUCUCAUCUUGUGGUAUGCAGCAAAGCAGAUAUACUGACAGUAGCAAAAGUCUUAUCUUGAAAGCAGAACAACAGUCACCAUCAAAUGUUUACAGUGAAAAUAUCACAGACAAAGGGCCCCAAGGGACAUUUUUGCCAGUUGUCCAAGCCUGGUGUGACACUCACAGUCCUGGUGAUGGAGCAUUUAAAGAGCCACCUUGCCAUGUUCCCAUGAGGUCACUUUCAAGGCCCCGUAUAAUAGAUGAGAACAUAUUCAGUGACAGUGACACAGAAUCCUCAGACAAUGAAGACCUACCAGCAUUUUGAGACAUUUGUUAACUGUCCGUAUUGGUAGCAAUACCAAGGUGGUCAGCACUGAGGAAUGUGAAUUUGAAGAGAGGGAAAAGGCCGUGGAUUUCAGCCUUUUGUUCUUUGUUUAUCAUGUGACUUAUUAAAUUGAUCAACAACGUACCAGCCAAUGAGCAUCAUCUUUCUCAGGAUGAAAGAUUCAUUUUGUGUGACAAUACCAACUUCAGGAGCCGAUUUCUCAGUAUAGGCUUAAAGUGUGCAGGUGGUUCACUUAAAGCAGCAAACAAGUAACAAUGACCAAUUUACAUUGCCAGUAGCAUCGGGAAACCAGAUUCAACACACAACUUAGUUUUUGUCACAUGACCUAGAUAUCAUUUUAGGUCAUGGUCUUGACAUUGAUUUAGCCCAUGGCCUUGACCUCCACAUUCUAUUUAACUGCACUGAUCCAGUUUGGAACCACAGGAACUGGGUAUGCAAUCUUACUAGCUAUAUUGCUUGAUCUGUCUGCUCAACAUGUCACACAAUAGCCUUACUGGGAUGCAGGUGCAACACAUGCCACUUUGAGAUGAAAUUUUGUUUCUAGAAAUUGGUAAAGAUGGUUUGUUUACACAACAGACUUUGUGCUUCAAAGAAAGGAAAAAUUAACGCUUUUAUUUCUGAUCAAAAUUCCUCAAUAACACUUACUGUGAUUAAGAACUAUAUGCACAUACAUACCAUUAUUUAUAAAUAAGAGACAUACUGUGCUGAUAAUUUACCAAAACUGUUUACAUGUUGAUUAUGAAUCGUUUGUCUAAAGUAAGAUUGACUUCUCUUAAUUAUAUACUGCUUUCUUACUGUGUUGCAUAUUGAUAGUUAAGUUAAAGGUAGACUUGAGUUGAAGUAAAAUUGCAUGAUGUACAAGUAGAACUAAUUUACAAAACGCAGGUAUUUUUGCCAUAGCCAAUUAUUUUUUAAGUUUGUUAUCUGUUUGUUAAAGUAAUAAAUUGUUUAAUA